Symbiodinium sp. CCMP2592 is the source of this 297-nucleotide messenger RNA. The record is from the annotation of a GenBank genome assembly. NCBI's taxonomy places the organism in Eukaryota, Dinophyceae, Suessiales, Symbiodiniaceae.
AUGGUGUCAAAGAACAUGAUGGCUCGGCUGCACACCUCUUCCCAUUUGAGAGCCUUCUUGCCGGAGCGGAAGCACUCGUUGCCGUCUAGCAGCGGCGUGGAGGUGCUACUGUACAAAUUCGGCAAUCGGGAGCUUCAGGGAUACGGCUUGCUGGAGACGAUGCCUCGAUUGGACCAGGUCCGGGCCUUCCUAGUGGAAGACAUGGUCGUGGCCUCGACUUCGGCGCAGUGCAGGCAUGAGCCUCGCCUCUUCCUGAUGCAGGACAAGCGGCCGGAGGCAAGAGACGAGGACAUAGAG